UCUCACUCGUCAUCCCCCAUGCAUUUCUCCAAGAAAGAAAUCUGAACAAAAAUUCUUCUCUCUCUCACACACAUAUAUAAUCAUCUCCAUCUUCACACCUCUUUUAACUUGUCACCUUCUCCACAACUACCAUCUGCAAUGUCAAGAAUCAUGGCGGACACUUCACCUUUUUACGCCCGCCAUGAAGCGGCUUCUCCGACUCUCGGUGAGCUUUUGAAGUUCGUCGGAGCAUCGCAUCGUGUUCUAGAGAUGAGUGAAACUAGCAGCGAGCCUCGAUCGUUGCCGUUGGUUUUAUCAUUCAAUAAUCUAACGUAUAGUGUCAAAGUUGGGAGUAAGAGGGUGUUUAAUAUGAAUAAACUGUUGUUGAAUGACAUCUCCGGUGAAGCUAGGGACGGAGAGAUAAUGGCGGUCCUCGGUGCCAGUGGAUCGGGAAAAUCUACUCUGAUCGAUGCAUUAGCGAAUCGAAUUGCUAAAGGAAGUCUAAAAGGGACAGUGACUUUGAACGGAGAACAGCUGGAAUCGAGAUUAUUGAAGGUGAUAUCAGCUUAUGUGAUGCAAGACGAUCUGCUGUUUCCGAUGUUAACCGUGGAAGAAACGCUGAUGUUCGCAGCAGAGUUUCGCCUCCCUCGAUCGCUGUCGAAAGCCAAGAAGAAGCUGAGAGUUCAAGCUUUGAUCGACCAGUUAGGUCUCAGAAACGCUGCCAAAACCAUUAUUGGUGACGAAGGACAUAGAGGAGUUUCUGGAGGAGAACGACGUCGUGUCUCAAUCGGAACUGAUAUAAUUCAUGAUCCGAUUAUUCUGCUUUUGGACGAACCGACAUCCGGGCUAGACUCAAGCAGCGCAUACAUGGUGGUGAAGGUGUUACAACGUAUUGCACAGAGUGGAAGCAUUGUUAUCAUGUCCAUCCACCAGCCGAGUUACCGGAUCCUUGGUUUGCUUAGUCGGUUACUGUUUCUGUCCCGAGGACAGACGGUUUACAGCGGCUCGCCGGAUAAUCUUCCUUUAUACUUCUCUGAUUUCGGCCACCCGAUACCCGACAAGGAAAAUAGAACUGAAUUCACACUCGAUUUGAUCAGAGAACUCGAAGGAUCGCCAGGGGGAACCAAAACCCUAGUCGAAUUCAACAAACAAUGGCAAAACCUAAAGGUGUCUCGUCAGAGCAACGAGACGCCUGCGCAUGGCUUAUCGCUAAAGGAAGCGAUAAGCGCAAGUAUAUCCAGAGGUAAAUUAGUGUCUGGUGCUGGCGCUGCUGGCGCCAGCACUAAUUCGUUGGUCCCUAUGUUUGCCAACUCAAUGUUGAUGGAAAUGUUGGUUUUAUCAAACCGACAAUUCACCAACUCACGCCGAAUGCCGGAGCUAUUCGGCAUCCGGCUAGGCGCAGUUGUGGUCACAGGCUUCAUCCUCGCAACGAUCUUCUGGAACCUGGAUAACUCGCCAAAGGGCGUGCAGGAACGGUUAGGGUUUUUCGCAUUCGCCAUGUCAACAACCUUCUAUACGUGUACGGACGCCUUACCAGUUUUUCUUCAAGAACGUUAUAUAUUUUUACGCGAAACCGCUUACAACGCUUACCGUCGAUCUUCAUACGUGUUGUCUCACUCCAUCGUCGCCAUUCCGUCUCUCAUCGUUCUCUCAUUCGUCUUCUCGGCCAUUACAUUUUGGGCAGUGGGCCUAGACGGCGGCUUCUCCGGCUUCCUCUUCUACUACUCCAUCAUCCUGGCCUCGUUCUGGGCCGGGAGCUCGUUCGUGGCGUUUCUAUCCGGUGUCGUGCCACAUGUGAUGCUCGGGUACACCAUCGUGGUCGCGAUCCUCGCGUACUUUCUCUUGUUCAGUGGCUUCUUCAUCAACCCUGAUCGAAUCCCGGUCUACUGGAUAUGGUUCCAUUACAUUUCUUUAGUAAAAUAUCCUUAUGAAGCGGUUUUACAGAAUGAAUUUCAAAACCCUAGCAAAUGUUACGUUAGAGGAACUCAGAUUUUCGACAACAGCCCGCUCAGGGGAAUCGAGGAAUCCAUGAAAGUAAGAUUGUUGGAGAGCAUGAGUGCUUCGCUCGGGGUCAGUAUAACCGGCGACACUUGUUUAACCACCGGCGCGGAUGUGCUUAAACAACAAGGGAUCACUGGGCUGAACAAGUGGAACUGCUUAUGGAUCACGGUUGCAUGGGGGUUCUUGUUUAGGUUUCUGUUUUACUUCUCUUUGUUGGUGGGAAGCAAGAAUAAGAGGAGGUAAAAUGUAAAAUAUGAAAGUUGAUGUACUUAUAUGAAAAUUUGGACUUUAAGUA
Messenger RNA from Helianthus annuus (common sunflower), 2275 nucleotides. RefSeq names its product ABC transporter G family member 6. NCBI's taxonomy places the organism in Eukaryota, Viridiplantae, Streptophyta, Magnoliopsida, Asterales, Asteraceae. Gene Ontology annotation, cellular component: membrane. Gene Ontology annotation, molecular function: ATP hydrolysis activity; ABC-type transporter activity; ATP binding. Bases 139 to 2223 code for a protein of 694 amino acids. The transcript has a single exon. The record is from RefSeq and is a predicted model, not a curated record.